Messenger RNA from Nematostella vectensis (starlet sea anemone), 944 nucleotides. Its product is annotated as NPC intracellular cholesterol transporter 2. The record is from RefSeq and is a predicted model, not a curated record. The transcript has a single exon. NCBI's taxonomy places the organism in Eukaryota, Metazoa, Cnidaria, Anthozoa, Actiniaria, Edwardsiidae. The coding region runs from base 56 to 559 and encodes 167 amino acids. Gene Ontology annotation, biological process: intracellular cholesterol transport. Gene Ontology annotation, molecular function: sterol binding.
CGGCACCCUUUCUCAUAUUACAACCACUCACGAGCAAUCUUCCUGUCUCACAAUCAUGGCGUGUAUCUCCCUGGUCAUUCUCUCGCUGUUGGCUUUUGCUAGUUCCACUCAAGGGAGAAAGAUCAGCUUCAAAGCUUGUGAGUCACCGGCCGGCAAGCUGGUCGAGCUCGACUUGGAACCUUGCGAAGAGGAGCCGUGCACUUUCCACAAGGGCAGUAACGAGACGUGCAAAGCGACGUUUGUUCCGAACGAACUGGUUUCGUCUGCUACUAUCGAAGUGUUUGGGAUUAUCGGCGGCGUGCAGGUCCCUUUUCCGCUAAAGAACCCAAACGUGUGCGAGAAUCACGGCGUGAAAUGCCCGAUAAAUGCAGGGGACUCGGCUACUUUGGAUUUGAACAUUUAUGUAUCGAAUCUCUACCCUUCUUUGAAGUUAAUAAUCAAGUUUGAGCUCAAAGGAGGAGACAACAAGUUGGUGUUUUGUGGGGAAUUCUCGGCGCAGAUCAAGUCUAAAGCGGACAAUGGAAAGAGGAGUAUCGAGGAAGGCAUUGUGGUGUUCUAGGAACUCGCCCGCUUUCCGCCCAGACACGACAGAUUUGUGUUGUUUUAGUUCUUAGAUAUUAGUUAAUCGAGUUUAAGUCGUGUAUUGCGUACAAGCUGGCUGUUAAAGGGGCACUUUCGAUUUGUAGCAAGGAAAUUUAAUAAAACAUGAAAGAUUUUUUUUAAAAACAACCAAAAACCUUCCUGCCUUCCUGUUAACUACAUCCUAGUGAAAAAAAUGAAUCUAUUUUGAUUGAAAUGAACCCGUUAAGAUUCAUGUGGAAUUCGUUACACUAACUUUUUGACGGCGGAUUGUUAGUAAACUGUUGCCCAUGUAAAAUAGAAGUUGUGUGACGUACAAAACAGUUAUACGCAUGCGUGGAUGAAUAAAGUGCUUCAUGAUAGAA